Messenger RNA from Lactuca sativa (garden lettuce), 1232 nucleotides. RefSeq names its product polyphenol oxidase, chloroplastic-like. The record is from RefSeq and is a predicted model, not a curated record. Gene Ontology annotation, molecular function: catechol oxidase activity. Lineage: Eukaryota; Viridiplantae; Streptophyta; Magnoliopsida; Asterales; Asteraceae.
ACUUGCGAUCAAGAGCAUUAAGCCCAUCCACAAUGAUGGCUUCUUUUAACUUGUACACCGUUCCCGCCGCCACUACGGCCACCACCAACAUAAUCAAAACUAACUACUACCAACUUAAGACUCAAGCAAAGCAAACCCAUCGCUUGAAAGCGUCAUGCAACGCAAUCCCGGAUAAAAACAAUGAUAAAGCACUUGAAACUUCACUUCAAAUGAUAAACAUUGACCGGAGAAACAUAAUACUCCGCCUCGGUGGUCUCUUUGUGGCCAGCAACAUGACCUCGGUUCCUUUGGCCUACGCUAAUGCAAUUGCAGCUCGGUCUAAUCACUCGGUUUGUGCUGCUUCGCCUUUAGGCAUACAGAAUCUUGGAACCCCCGUAAAGGAACCCAUGGAGAAUAGGGAAGAUGUAGACACGAAUAAGCUCGGAUACGAAUACAAAUGGUCCGAAAUCCCAUGGGGAAGGAGUCAACCGACUGAAUAUGGCAAGGAUUCAAAAUUUGUAGAUAAGUCUAUAGGAAUAGAGAAGAAGGUGGGGGAGGUGGAAUUUCCAGUGAAGUUAAACAAGACAGUUAAGGUACUCGUGAAGAGGCCGGCUGUUAAUAGGACCAAGGAGGACAAACAGAAAGCGAAUGAGAUUUUGUUGGUAAAUGGAGUGAGAUUCGAUGGUGAGAAGUACGUCAAGUUCGAUGUCUUUGUCAACGACAUAGACAAUGGAACCGAGACCACCCCGGCUGACAGUGAGUUUGCUGGUAGUUUCGCACAGCUUCCGCAUGGCAAAACCGACAGGAUGAUGAUGAUGAGCGGAGUUAGGUUUGGGUUAACGGAGCUUUUGGAGGACAUAAAAGCUGAAGAUGAUGAAUAUGUUUUGGUGAAAUUGGUGCCUAGGACUGGGUGUGAUGACGUUACAGUUUCCGAGAUCAAGAUUGAACUGGUUCCUGUUGUUUGAACAAUUUUCAUUGUUGAAUAUGUUUUUUUAAUUAGAUUUGCAUGCACAGGUAGGUUCUGAUUAAUAAAUAGGAUUCUAAGAGUUCUCUUAACCAAAUAAAAUGAAUGCUCACUACAAGAAAAUGCCUUUUUAGUGACCAAUUUUAGUGACAACCAAAAAUUUGGUCACUAACCACAUCAUUAGUCACCAUAUUAUAAGGCUAAAGGGAGUCGAGGUGUUAAGGGAAGUAUCAAAGAAAUGCUAAAGAUGUUAUACCACUACCUACCUUAUGCUAAGGAAGGUGCUAAG